Molecule: messenger RNA, 1807 nt
Organism: Linum trigynum
Lineage: Eukaryota; Viridiplantae; Streptophyta; Magnoliopsida; Malpighiales; Linaceae
Source: the annotation of a GenBank genome assembly
GUAAAUUAAAUAGUAUUAAUAAGAGGGACGCCGAAAAGAAAUCAUAAAUCGUUGUCUGUUUGUGUAUCUUCUCCAGGCGAAAUUAGGGUUUUGGUUUCCGCGAUCGGAAAGGAAGAGGUAGAAAGAAUCAAGAAUUCAAAGUUGAGGCAGAGGAGUCCAUCCGUCCCCGAUUCAUCCUUGUCCAUAUGAUACCUCCAGAUCCAAUCCACCUCGCGCCAGGAUUCAUCUGAGAGUUCGAUCUUUCUCUUUUCCUGUUUCGAUUCCUUUUCCGAUUCCCACAAAGCUUAGAACGAUCCUUCCUUAAGCAAUUGAAUUAUGUUCUUAAUCUCAAAUCCUCCUCCCGCCGCCGCUGUUGUUGCCUUCUCCAAUCUCCGUGUUCUCGGCCCUGGUUUGAAUCCAUUCUCCCCAUUUUGCGUCGCCCAUCACUCCUCUCGCUAAAUUUCUCGUCUUUUCGUUUCUACCUUAGCGAAUCAUGUAAACAAGAGUCUUACAGAAAAGAUAUCGUCUUUGCUCUUCGUUCCCUGCCCUUUUCUCAAAUAGGGUCUUAGUGGUAUUUCAUAUUUUGUCUAUUGAUUGUGGAGAAAUUGAAAUCUUUGCCUGGAGGGGAUAAUAGUAUGAUCCAGGAACGUUUGUUGAGGCGAAGCUUUUCAAAGAAGCGGUCUUUCAAGCUUGGUUCCGACAGGGACGACAGGGGAUGGACGACCCUUCACGUCGGCGCAAGGAAGGGUGACGUGAAGGAAGUCAAGCGCCUUUUAGACGAAGGUAUGGAUGUCAACGUGGCUGCAUUGGGCCCCAAAGCGAAAGGGAUGACGCCGCUCCACCUGGCAGCGGAAGGUGGCCAUCUUGAUGUCAUGGACGAGCUACUGGAGCGUGGCGCCAAUAUUGAUGCGAGGACCAAGGGGGCUUGUUGUGGCUGGACACCGCUCCACAUUGCUGCCAAGGAGAAGAAGAUGGAAGCUGUGAAAUUCCUGAUCGAGAAUGGCGCUUUUUUGCCAGAUGACAUGGAGGACUGUAGGUUCAAUCCACCUCUGCAUUACUGCGCUGGUCUGGAGUGGGCGUAUGAAGAAAUGAAGAGGUAUCAGAGUGAGGGGUCCUCAUCAUCGGGUGAAGGAUCUUAUAGCUCUGAGAGCUAAUGGAAGAGUGGGGAAGAUGAUGUGCAUCAUAUGAAGGAAAGCUUUUCUCCCAGCUCAUGGUGUUUAUGGCGAGUUUGCAUCUUAAAUGUUUAUGUUUUCUAUACAGUUUCUGCUGUUUGUCAUUGCAUUGUCUGAAUUUGGAUGUGUCUGUUUAUGGUAUUGAAUUCCCUUUUUAAUAAGAGCUGGAGAUGUUCCAUGAAUUAGUGCAUAUGGUUGUUUGUGUGGUGUAUAAGGCCUUCUCUGCAUGUUGGGUAAAGUUGGCUGAUGGUUGCUAAUUGCUACUAUUGACUAGUAGCUGAACUUUCUGUACCAUUUAGAAGUCUUGAUGGAAUAUGGCAGCACUGUCAUUCUUGGAUUCUUCUAAUGUGCCAUGGUUUGUAAGGGACAAUUAGGGUGUUAAAGGGAUGGAGCAUUCGUCGUACUCUGUCUCACUCUCCUAUGGUUGGUACGCUGCUCUUGCUAUUAUAUCUUCUAUAUCUGGAGAUUUGUAAUGCUAGUUAACUGAGGGCAUAUAUAUUAUUAAGUUCACGUCUUGGAUAGAAUUAGGUAGAUCUAAUCGACAAGUGAGACAAAUUGAGUCUAUAUAUAAUCUGAUUCCAUUUGGACGCACAAGUUCAUUAACUUUUUGGUUUCCAUUCAAUAAAUUCUUCCUGCAAUACAAGAAAGAAAUGGAC